UGUACGGCGGCCGUGGAGGGACAAACCCAGUGCAUUUUUUUGGCGCGGCCUAAGUUGAGUGAGUGCAACCUCGGAGUAGAGUUCCCGGAGAAGCCGGUAACUGAGUGAACAUGAGCGGUAAGAGGAAAGGGGAGCAGUGCGAUCCCCUGCUGACAUGGAUGCAGACGUUCGGGGUCUCUGGCCCCUGCAGCUCGUAUGAGGACCUGACCGGGGGGGUCGCUAUCGCCCAAGUCCUGCGUCUCAUAGACCCCACGUGGUUUAACGACGCCUGGCUCAUGAGAAUUAAGCAGGAGAUCGCCGACAACUGGAGACUAAAGGUCAGCAAUCUGAAGCGGAUCCUACAGAGCGUUCUGGAGUAUUAUCAGGAUGUUUUGGGACACCCCGUUUCAGACGAUCACAUCCCCGACGUUGCCCUCAUCGGGGAAUUCUCCAAUACGGCCGAGCUGCGGAAAAUGGUGCAGCUCGUCCUGGGCUGCGCCAUCAGCUGCGACAAGAAGGAAGAGCAUAUCCAGCAGAUAAUGACCCUAGGGGAGUCUGUCCAGCAAGCCGUCAUGGAGUCCAUCCAGGAGCUCCUGAGCAAGGAUCCACCGGACGCCGUGACGGGUGACACUUAUGUCAACUAUGACAGCCAGUCUCGUAAAUAUUACUUCCUCAGUGAGGACACAGACGAGAAAAAUGAGAUUUUACAGCGCUGUCACGAGUUAGAGCAGCAGGUGUCGAUGCUCAUGGAAGAGAAGAAAUCUCUGGUGUCUGAAAACAGAGCUUUGAGAGACCACCAGGAGCAGAGCGAGGGGAGCCCGGGUACUCCCCAAAUGUUCAGUAAGAAGAUGCUUCUGUUACAGACUCAGAUAGAACAACUUCAGGAGGAGAACUACAGACUGGAGAGCGCGAGGGACGAUUACAGGCAGCGGUGCGAGGAGAUGGACAGGGAGGUGCAGGAGUUACAGCAGCGCAACCACGAUCUGACUGGACUGGCGCACGAGGCCCAAGCGCUGAGGGACGAGAUGGAUGUUCUCAGACACUCUUCCGACAGAGUAGGGAAACUGGAGUCCCUGGUGGAAUCCUACAAGAAGAAGCUGGAGGAUCUGGGAGACCUGAGACGGCAGGUGAAGCUCCUCGAGGAAAGGAACACGGUUUAUAUGCAGCGCACCUGUCAGCUGGAGGAGGAACUUCACAAGGCCCACGCGUCCCGCGCGCAGGUGGAAGGCCUCAACCGCCAGAUCCAAGAGCUGCACAAGAAGCACUCCGCCGAGUCCCUGAGAGCCGAGAAAUGGCAGUUUGAGUUCCAGACGCUAAAAGAAAAGUUUGAGUCUCUGCAGAAGGAGAGAGAGCGGCUUCUCGUGGAACGCGAUUCCCUGAGGGAGACGAACGACGAGCUGCGCUGUUCUCACCUUCAGCAGACGUGUCUGAUACAGUCAGAUGGGCUGCUCUCUGGGCCCACGCCACCAGUGGAGAACUUGGCAGCGGAGAUUAUGCCCGCGGAGCUGAGGGAGUCGGUGGUCCGCCUGCAGCAGGAGAAUAAGAUGCUGUGCAUCCAGGAGGCUUCGUACCAGGAACGUUUGUGCGAAAUCCAAAAUCUGCUGGAAGAAUCAAGCCGAGCCAAGAACCGGCUGGAGAGCGAGAACCGACUGAACCAGCAGCAGAUGCACGAGCUCCGGGCCCAGAUCGAAGAGCUCCAGAGACAGCUUCGUGAGCAGGGCAGCCGAGCGGAGGAUUCAUCGCUACUGAAACGGAAACUGGAGGAACACCUGGAGAUGUUACACAGCGCCCACUCGGAGCUGCAAAAGAAGAGAGAAUACAUCGAAAGACUGGAGCCGAAAGCCGACCUAAACAUGUCGCGCAAGGUGGACGAGCUGCAGCAGGUCCUGCGCCAGAAGGAGGAAGACAUGAGAGCCAUGGAGGAGAGAUAUAAACGCUACGUGGACAAAGCCAGAACGGUUAUUAAAACGCUUGAUCCAAAACAGCACAAUUACAUCCCGCCAGAAAUACAAGCCUUAAAGAACCAGCUACAUGAAAAGGAAAGCCGAAUCCGCCACCUAGAGAAUGAUUAUGAGAAGACGAAAUCUCAGCGGGACCAAGAGGAGAAGCUGAUCAUUACUGCCUGGUACAACAUGGGAAUGAGCCUUCAGCAGAAAGUCGCCGAUGAACGCACGCAGGCUCCUAAUGGCGCCCAGUCCUUCCUGGCCCAGCAGAGACUGGCUACCAACGCCCGCCGCGGGCACAUCUCCCGCUCCCAUUCUUUACUCCCCAGAUACGCGAAGUCGGACAACUCACAGAGUCUGUCCUGACAGGAGCGCAACCGGACGCUGUGG
Messenger RNA from Spea bombifrons (plains spadefoot toad), 2312 nucleotides. It is a transcript of the gene HOOK2, whose product is annotated as hook microtubule tethering protein 2. NCBI's taxonomy places the organism in Eukaryota, Metazoa, Chordata, Amphibia, Anura, Pelobatidae. Bases 111 to 2288 code for a protein of 725 amino acids. Gene Ontology annotation, cellular component: centrosome; cytoplasm. The transcript has 22 exons. The record is from RefSeq and is a predicted model, not a curated record. Gene Ontology annotation, biological process: cytoskeleton-dependent intracellular transport; cytoplasmic microtubule organization. Gene Ontology annotation, molecular function: dynein light intermediate chain binding; microtubule binding.